GGUGCGAAGUCAGUUUCAUUCCGAGCACGGCCAAAUAAGCAUGCAUUUUCUGUGAGUGGAUGAAGCGUUGCAAUAGUUUCAUUUUCUGAAAAGUUUUAAUUGCAUCGAUAAACUAAGCAUUGAGUUGUGCUGCUUGGCAAACCUGCAGUGAUUUAAGGCACUAGGAGAAAUUGCGUAGCACAAGGAUAUACCACGUCCAGACAGGUGAUUAUCGUGGAGUUCCAGAGUUGAAUGCAGACAAAUAGCAGUAACGCUAAUUCUAUUUAGUGAGAACGAAAUCAUUGGAAGAAGCAUUUUGUCAUUCAAACACAAAACUGGGAGAAGCGAAAAGUUGUAGUGCAUGUACAGAAAAGUAUGAAAAGAAGCAGCAUAAUCAACAUCAAUAAUAACAGCAGCAGCAGCCGAGGGGUCAAAACGACGACGACCAGGAAUAAGCAGAAUCAAACCGUUCACACAGCAAAGGAAGAAGGAAAAUGUCGUCUUGUUUUGAAAAGUGAUUCAGUCGUAUCUCUGCAAUAUAGAGAAAGUGUUUUGCUGGGCUGAAAAAAACGUGCUAAUCAUGAAUAAGUGUUAUUUUGUGUAAUAGUUUGCAUAUCGUCAUAAGCUUCAAAUUUCGAUAGUCGCUUUGAGAUAAGGGAAUUCUGUUUCGCUUUAAAUUGCAUAAAGUCAGUCAGAUUCCAGGGGAUAUUUUCAAAGGCCUAGAAGAAAAUAAGCUGAGUUCGAUCGUCCGUCGAAUCAAAACACAAAGCAACGAGCCUGUGUGUUGGCAAUCGCUAGAAGAAUACACGGAUAUCGAUUGUUUCGCGAGUGCUACCGCAGCAGUUGUGUCGUGAAAAUACAUAAUUUCUAUUUGCUGUACCAGAAAUCGAAUUGGAGCAAACUCUGGUUGUGGAGGCCAGGGGCUCGCGACAAAAUUCGGAAUCAUAGGAUCACUGGAGGAAAAAAACGUCGUCGUCAUUACGGAGACCAACGGAACGGCGAACGUCGUCGUCGACAGUAUGGUGAAACGCACCGACGGCACUGAGUCUCCUAUAAUAACGGAGGCCGAUGCAGAUUCAGACAAACCUCGAGUAAAAUACGGCGAACUAGUGAUAUUAGGAUAUAAUGGAUUUCUUCCACAAGGCGACCGUGGCCGCCGGCGAUCCAAAUUUGUGUUAUACAAACGCGGCGAUCCAAAUGGUGUCAAACGGUCAAAACACUACAUCGUUCAAUCACCUCAGACUUCACAGGCAAUACUCGACGCGAAGCAGCACUCCAUAUCGUACACACUGUCGCGAAAUCAGGCAGUCAUCGUGGAGUACAAAGAAGAUCCCGACACAGAUAUGUUUCAGGUCGGCCGUUCGUCAGAAUCACCGAUAGAUUUUGUAGUAAUGGACACCCUGCCCGGCGAUAAAAAAGAUGCGAAAGUCCUGCAGAGCACCAUAUCGAGAUUUGCCUGUCGAAUCCUAGUGGAUCGAAGUGACGGCCACAAAGCGAGAAUCUACGCAGCGGGAUUCGAUUCCAGCAGGAACAUUUUCCUAGGGGAAAAAGCAACCAAAUGGCAGGACAACGUAGAAAUUGACGGUCUUACGACAAAUGGAGUGCUUAUCAUGCAUCCCAAAGGUCAGUUCUGUGGUGGAUCAGCAGAGUGUGGUUUGUGGCGCGAAACGUCUGUCGGCGGUGAUGUGUUUAGUCUAAGGGAAUGCCGAUCGGCGCAACAGAAAGGUCAGCCAGUGUACGAGGAAACCAAUGCCCUACAAGACGGCACUUUGAUUGAUCUUUGUGGUGCAACACUACUAUGGCGAUCCGCAGAAGGACUGAGGCAUUCUCCAACGAAGAAAGAUCUAGAAAAACUGGUAGAUGAAAUAAAUGCAGGUCGUCCACAGUGUCCAGUUGGCCUCAAUACUUUAGUGAUUCCUAGAAAAGUGUCAUUGGGAGAGCACGUUAAUCAGCCUUAUGUGUAUUUAAAUUGUGGCCAUGUGCAAGGUCAACACGGAUGGGGACAGGACAAAGCAUCAAAUGCCCGUCGAUGUCCCAUGUGUUUAGAGCUCGGUCCCGUAGUAACCCUGUGUAUGGGAGUAGAAAACGCAUUUUAUGUAGAUUCUGGACCGCCUACCUACUGCUUCAAUCCAUGCGGACACAUGGCAACAGAAAAAACUGUCAAAUAUUGGGCAAAUGUAGACAUACCUCAUGGCACGAACGGCUUCCAAGCGGUAUGUCCAUUCUGCGCCACGCCUCUACAAGGAUCUCCAGGCUACAUAAAACUUAUUUUCCAAGAUAAUCUAGACUAACUUACGACCCAAAUAUUCCUCGACAAAUUUAAUCCAAUUUCCCUCCCCUUCUCCUCUUCAUCAGAGAACCUCCCCAUUCCCAGUCAAAGCCCCGAACAAAGUCGAACGAUAAACAAAAACAACAACUGAUUCGCGAACAGUUUAUAGUAACGUAAUUGUUAGUUUAUUUUUAAUCGAAUUAUUUUUAAAUUAAUUAUUGAAUCAUGAGAAAAAAAAAGAAAAACAAAUGGAAGUUAUAAUUUUGCAUAGUUGUCUUUAUUGCAAAAUUGUGGAAGCACACAAAUUGUGAGUGCAGUGACAAAGACACAAAAUCAAUGCUUGCGCUAGGUUACUAUGAACGAUGGAUGCCGUAGUAUUGAAAAUGCGUAUCUUGCUACCACUAUCUAUCGUAAAGUGAUUUGUUAUCAGAAAUUUGUGGAGCCAAGAAUGCCUGAGAUCUUGUAGCUGAGUUCGUUAUUCACUAUUGUUCUAGAAGCUAAAAUCACGAUGAUAAAGUCGCAGCAGCAGAAAUCACGAGUAAAAUGUCAUAUUCUCCUUAAGUCUCCUAAUUCUGAAUUGAGAUUUAGAAGAAGAAAAAAAAAUCAGAAGUUUUGUCUACCAUCAGCAUUAUAGCUAGAUUGCCUUUAGCAAACCGCAAACGUUGAUCGUUUGUUCACGACAAAAAAAAGAAUUGAUUGAUUGUGGGUAGCACUUUACUCGAAUAAUUGGUGAUCAUAGCUUUCUUGUUUGAGAUAGUGAAAGUAAUAUGCAUUUUUAGUAACGUUUAAUGACUUUUUUUUAAAACUAGUUUCUGACGUUUGGCCAAGUACUGUUUAAGUAAUGUUUUUGUUCGAUUUCAUGUAUUUCCAAAACCUGGAACGAUUUUGUGUAGAGUGUAGCAAAAAGUCUCUGUUUAAACGCGCAUCUUAUUUAAAUCAAUAUUGUGUAUAAAGUAUAUUAAGUAUAUAAAGUCUUAGCAAAAAAGCGUGUGUGUGAUGUAAAGAAUA
Molecule: messenger RNA, 3256 nt
Organism: Armigeres subalbatus
Lineage: Eukaryota; Metazoa; Arthropoda; Insecta; Diptera; Culicidae
Gene: Pli
Product: protein pellino
Exons: 9
Coding region: 999-2270 (423 amino acids)
Biological process (GO): regulation of Toll signaling pathway; protein polyubiquitination
Molecular function (GO): protein binding; ubiquitin protein ligase activity
Source: RefSeq, a predicted model, not a curated record